Messenger RNA from Heterobasidion irregulare TC 32-1, 2475 nucleotides. RefSeq lists its product as uncharacterized. The transcript is spliced from 5 exons. The annotation marks the transcript as partial. Lineage: Eukaryota; Fungi; Basidiomycota; Agaricomycetes; Russulales; Bondarzewiaceae. Gene Ontology annotation, cellular component: nucleus. The record is from RefSeq and is a predicted model, not a curated record. Gene Ontology annotation, biological process: regulation of mRNA 3'-end processing; transcription antitermination; DNA-templated transcription. Gene Ontology annotation, molecular function: RNA polymerase II transcription regulatory region sequence-specific DNA binding.
CCGCCGUCGAAGCGGCCGCGAUCCGAGUCGACGACGCCCGGGGAAGACGCAACGCGCAAGUACUGCAUCGGGAAGCUCGCGGACGUGCUCGUUCCCGUGUUCAAGCGGCACCCCGUGGUCGAGGGCGGCGUCGAGAAGGCGCCGGAAGAGCUCGACGAGGAGGAGACGGCGUUCGUGGAGGAACGCGCGCGCGCGUACGCGGCGGAGCUGGAGCGGUGCGUGUUCGAGACGUACGCGGAGCCCGACAAGUUUGGAAAGGCGAGCGCGGCGGGAAAGUACAAGGAGCGCUUCCGCAUGCUCACGUUCAACUUGCCGCACGCCAACCGCGUGCCGCUGCACAAGCGGAUCACCUCCGGCACCCUCUCGCCCAGGGAGCUCUCGUCGAUGUCCUCCAACGACCUCGCCUCGGAAGAGGAGCAGCAGAGUAUCCGCCAGGCCGAGCAGGAGUCGCUCGCGCACUCGAUCCUGCAACGCGCGGUGCUCCCGCGCGCCAAGAUCACGCACAAGGGCCUGCAGGACAUCGAAGUGGACGAUCCGGGCGUCGGCUCGAGCGUCGAUCUCGCGCGCGACGUCGGCCUCCCGCCGCUCCUGCCGUCCACUCGCCCGCCCGUGCGGACGGCAUCGGGAUCGGUCCCACCAGAGAGCCCGGUAGUGCACACGCCGGUAUCGGCGACGUGGGGCGCUCCCCCGCCCCUCCCGCUUGACGGGAUGGCGAGCGAGCACCACCAACACCACCACCACCACCAUCCCGGGUCUGGAUCGGGUGGGAUGUCUGCGCACCCGCUUUAUUCCCCCGCGGAGCCUGAUUUCUCGCAGUCGCACGUCGAAGGCGAGUUGAAUCUGGACGAUCUCAUACACAUGGACGACGAGCUGGCGGACGCCGCCGCCGGGCCGUCGGGUACGACACCGACCGCGUCGCAAACCCGGAGCACCCCGGAGGGGUCGCCGCCAGCGACUGUCCCUGGCCUUGUCUCCGCACCUACAUUGACCGGAAUCUCCCCGUUCGCCGCGAGCAUGCCAGACAUGCCUCCGCGCGCGUCGUUCGACCUGAACGCUCUGUGGACGGCGCCGAAGGCCGAAGAGCCGGCCGCCCGGCCGCUCACGCCGUCGCCGCAGCCGGACGCGUCGCAGGCUGGAGGGCCCCACAGGGAUGGGGACGUGCAGAUGGACGGCGGGCCGGGGAGCGUCGAGGGGAUGGAGGACGUGGCUGAGCCUCAGGACCAGGACUUUGAUAUGUUCCUUGGGAAGGACGAGGACGAGAAGCCUGCGCCUGUCGCGCCGACGCCACAAGAAGUGUUCGAUGCACUGCCGCAGGUGUGGUCUGGCGUGCUGAACAUGCCCUUGGACUCGACCAUCCCUCAGGAGACACACGUCUUGGCACGACAGAUCGGUGGCAGGCCGCUCGAGCAGAGCUCUGCACUGUGGCGGACGCUGUUCCCCGCCGAGACGCUCCGCAUCGAAGGCCGCGUUCCUGUGCAGAAUACGGCGCAGUACCUGGUCACUUCGCGAAUGAACGCGUUGAAGGAGUACAUCGCUGUGGCGUUCACGCCGAGCUCGGACGCGGACCACAACGGGUUCAAGCUGCUCGGCGAGUUCCUCAUCAAUAAAGAUCGGCAUGGACUCAUCUUUCCGUGGGGACAACGAGGAAAGGACUGGGGAAAGGAGCUCUACGUCAUCCCCUUGCUCGCCUCGCAUCCCAUACCGGAGUAUGUCGAACUUCUGGACCACCUCCGGCUGCCAAGAGAGCGGAGCACAGACUGCAUGGUAGGCAUCUGGGUAUUGAACAGGGGCAAGCUUGCGCCACCUCCACCACAGAUCAGUCAACAGCCGCCACCAGUGCAAUUGCCGUUCUCCCUCCCUCUUUCUCUCCCCUCCCUCUCCAGGGUCACUCCUCCCUACAACACACAGCCGAUGUUCCUUCCCCACGCUCCCAGUCCCGCCAUUCCGGGCCUCGCGAGUCUCAUCGAGCCGGCGACUUUGGCAGCCGAAGUCGCCUCGCUCACGCCGGAGCAGAUCUCGCUAAUGAUGGAAGCCCUGCGCAAAACUGUCAACCUCGCCCCGCCCCCACCCGCUCCUGCUCCUGCCCCUGGUCCUCAACCAGGCCCGUCGCACUUCCCCCCCUACCCACAGCAACCGAUAAAUCAACCUUGGCCCCAGAGCAUCCCCGGCUUCCUUACUUCCAACUCCCCGGGGAAUCCAUCUGCGCCUCCUCCGAACAGCCUCGGGCCUCCCCCGCCGUCCUUCAACCCUGGCCCAUAUCACCCCCGACAAGAACAGUACGGUGAUCCGCCACCCGGUGCGCCAUACGGUCGAGGCGGCCAGAGCGAACGCGGGCCCCGCGGACCCCGCGUCCGCGCCCGCGGUGGCCGUGGAAGGGGAAACGACGACUUUCGACGGUCUUCUGACAGCGGGUGGUCCAGGCGAGGGCGAGGACGUGGCGGUUCGAGUGGCGUAGGAUCAGGAUCGCCAGAACGC